UAAACCAAUAUACCUAUCGAAUUUGUUUUUACAUUCCAGUAAAUUAACAAUUCCGAGUGAUUAUGUUGAAAUUAUCAGUUUUCUUAUAUUUUGCACUAUAUGAGGUAUCCUCUGAGGACCCCGUCAUCACUAUUUCGAAUGGAAAAAUUCGUGGAAUUUCGGCGCACUCAUCUCUAAAUAAUCUGACAUAUUAUGCCUAUAUGGGAAUCCCUUUUGCAACUCCACCGGUUGGUAAUUUGAGAUUCAAACCACCCCAGCCAGUUGAGAACUGGGCCGGAAUUCUGGAUACAAAAAAUAACGAAGUGACGUGUUACCAGACCGACAGAUACGACAAACAUGAAACAGAAGACUGUCUUUACCUGAAUGUUUACACCACGGUGGGACCGAUGAAUAAUACAAAACUUCCCGUUAUAAUGUUCAUAUACGGCGGAACAUUCGUUCACGGUCAUGCACCAUACGGACAUAAGGAUCCAGUUUUUGUGAUAGAGAAGGGAGUUCUAAUGGUGACCUUCAACUAUCGUGUGGGUCCAUUUGGAUUUUUGUCUACUGGCGAUACCGUAAUCCCAGGAAACAUGGGCCUCAAGGAUCAACAACUGGCACUGAAGUGGGUUCAAAAGAAUAUCCAGUUCUUUGGAGGUGAUCCUGCCAAAGUGACCUUGAUGGGACAAAGUGCCGGAGCAGCCUCAGUAACAUACCAAAUAUUGAGUCCUGGUUCAAGAGGAUUAUUUAGAGCAGCCAUAGCAAACAGUGGAUCAGCUCUGUGUACAUGGGCCCAUCAAAGGAAUGCAGUAGAAACAGCAUACGGUAUUGCUGCAGAAAUUGAUCCCAGUUUCUCCAGAAAUAGGUCCUCUGCAGAUCUUCUAGAGUUUUUGUUGAGCGUUGAUGCUGAAUCCAUCAGCAAAACUUAUGAUAGAUUUACGGUUUUCGCUCCAGUCAUAGAGGAACCUCAUGAAGGGGCUAUAAUAUCUGAUGUCAUGUAUGAAACAGUUGAGAAAGGAGAUAUCAAUAGAGUUCCACUGCUGAUUGGAAUAAACUCUGAAGAAGAGAUCAAUAAAGCAGCAAAUAUCGAUUCGCUGAUAUCAAAGUCUGUAAAAUAUGAUGAAGAUCCAAAGCUGAUUGUGGAUGAUGAUAUGUACAUUGAAGAUGGAGACGAAAAACUUGCUAUUGGAGAGAGUAUCAGAGGAAUUUAUACGAACGGAUUGUUUCAGGAUGACAUUGGAAAAACAGUUCAAUAUAGCAGCGACAACAGAUUCACAAAAGCCGUCAUUAAAUUUGCCGAACUGCAGUCUCACUAUACGGAUGUGUACUUCUAUCAAUUUUCUUAUCAUGGUUUAAUGGGAAAUAACACCGUGUCACUAGAUGGAGUUGGUAAAGUUGCUCAUGCUGAGGAUCAAAAAUAUUUUUGGGCACGUUACGAUGACUAUCAAGAAUUUCCUAGAUCUGAUAUGAUGACCCUGGAUCGCUACGUUACCUUAUUGACCAACUUUGCCAAAUGUUUGAAUCCCACACCUGAAAAGAGAGACUUGUUUGACAAUGUGUUAUGGCCAAAAGUUUCCGAAGACGUGUACUAUUACUUGGAUAUUGAUACGAAUAUAACCGUUCAACACAAUCCCAGGAAUACCUCGUAUUACAAAUGGGUGGAUAUUUUCGAAAAAUAUGUACCAAAACCAUUUAUAUCUUUCUGAAAUGAAUGAUUAUAUCUUUAUAAAAUAAAUGACUAACAUGGUU
This is a messenger RNA of Leptinotarsa decemlineata (Colorado potato beetle), 1728 nucleotides long. RefSeq names its product venom carboxylesterase-6. The record is from RefSeq and is a predicted model, not a curated record. Lineage: Eukaryota; Metazoa; Arthropoda; Insecta; Coleoptera; Chrysomelidae.